UAUGAGAAAUACGAAACAACAGUGUACUGGAGAGUAAAUUUGACAAAAAGCCACAUAGGGUUCAUCCAUGGCUGUUAGAGGGGUCUGGGGGAAAAAUAUGUUGUUGAGCCCAUAAUGACCCCCACUAAAACUAAGGCUUCAGGGACCACUCGGAGUCCGGGUCCAGUCAAUUGUCGGCGUUACCCAGCUAGUAAUCCAACCUCAUAUCCCACCAAUGUUCCUCGACCAAAUAAAGGGGUUUUAUUCUUGAAUUUUAUGACCGGAAGUCCUACUUUUACUCAAGAUAAAUUUACCGAAAUAGCUCGGAUCCGCCAGCAAAUGCAAAUACUAUGCUCACUGUCCUCAUCAACCACGGAGACAUAAAAAAAAAAAAAAAAAAAAAACACGUAAGACGAGGCAAGGUUUUGGUUUGUCGAGACGGACAUCGUGACAUUGAGUAGACCAAGGGGAAGCCGUGAGAGACCCUUGUGAGGGUCUGUGCUUCCUGUGUGCCGGUGGCUGCUGCUGUAGAGCUGGGCUCAUUCAGGGCGGGGUGAUGUUUAGGUUCCAGUAUAAAGCCAGCGAGAAAAUGGGAACCAGACAAGAUUUGGAACCGUCUGCCGACGCUGUCGUUUUAUAUCGGAGACUAGAAUGAGAAGUUUGCCGUUCUGCUAUAACAGGGCGGCGGUGUAACCGUCUGGGGAGGCCGCUGGCGCGGGAGAAGCGUGUCUCUGCGGCGUCACUCCACCCCCUGUCCGUCAAUAACAUGAGGACGCUAUUUACAGUCUGUUGUCUCUUCCUUAUCAUCGGCGGAACGGACCGGGCGCUGGCCACCGGAAACCUGACUGUUGACACCAGCAACCAGAUCAAUCUGACAGCCGACAGCAGCAGCAAGUAUAUCAGAAUCGGUGACGGGUCAUCGCAGGAAUUUGAGUUUCCUGAAAACACGAACGGCGUGAUUGUAAUCUCCAGCCAGUACCGGAGCGCUGCGGCCACCAGGAAGGGCCGCCAGAGCUGGAAGCAGAAGGUGAGAGUCCGCUCCAUGGACCCGGAAGUCCUCUCCAUCCUUAAUGUUACGGAUAGCGGCCACACAGGUCCAGCCAAGAGCUACAUUAUCGGCAUCCGCUCCGGGUUCCCAGGCAGGGCUCAGCUGCAGAUCCAGCUACUGGACCUGGACCAGGACUCGGUGCCAGUUCUGAUCGAGGAGAGGACGGAUUACUGCAUCAAAGUGGCGCCCGGUAACGAUGACCCGGCGACCCGACUCAUCCAGUCGGAUGGCCUCUCCCAUUUCUCUCAGAAUCCUGUGCUGUUUGCCUUGCUGCCCCUCAUCUUCGUCAACAAGUGUGCCUUCGGAUGCAAAGUGGAGGUGGAGGUGCUGCGGGGUCUGCUGAGGAGCCCUGUGCCACUGUUUUUAGGGGUGCUGGGCCAGUUCCUGGUGAUGCCAUUGUACGCUUACUGUGUGUCCCAGCUAGCGUCACUGCCCAAAGCACUCUCCCUGGGCCUGGUCAUCACCUGUUCUGCCCCAGGUGGUGGGGGUGGCUACCUGUACAGCCUGCUGCUCGGUGGAGAUGUCACCCUAGCCAUAUCCAUGACCCUGGUCUCCACAGUGGCAGCAGCAGCAGCCAUGCCUUUGUCAUCAGCUCUGUAUGGCUGGUUGCUGGGUGUGCACGCUGCCCUGCAUGUGCCAUUCGUGAAGAUCCUUGGCACCCUCCUGUUCAUUGCCAUUCCAAUCUCACUGGGUAUGCUGGUCAAGCUGCGCUUGCCAGCUCUCACACGUGUACUGUUAGCACUCAUACGACCCUUCAGCUUUAUGCUCAUCGUAGGUGGCAUCUUCAUGGCCUACCAAAUGGGUGCAUCCAUCUUGGCCAAUGUCAGGCCCCAGAUUGUGGCAGUGGGGGUGACGGUGCCGUUGCUGGGGCUGGUGGUUGGGGCCGUCAUGGCCAAGCUGUCGGGCCUGGCCCCACCACAAAGGAAGACGGUCAGUAUCGAGGUGGGCGUCCAGAACAGCCUGCUGGCCCUCGCCGUCAUGCAACUGUCUUUCCGCCGGGUGGAGGCUGACUUCGCAUCCCAGGCGCCUUUCAUUGUGGCCCUCAGCAGCACCUCAGAGAUGUUGCUCAUUGUUCUAGGACACUUCGCCCAGCGAAGGCUGUGUGAUUCUGCCGUCCCCAGGAGUGACACUUGAUUGUAGCUGCAGUCUUUUGUUCUGAACUUUUUUGAAGAAUGAACCUCUUUCAAACCUGUCUGAAUUUGGUGUCCCACAGUCUUGGCUACAUGACACCCAACAUCAACAGUCCAGUCAUCACUGUUGUUGUACCCGGGACAGUGAACUUUUUAUGUUUCUUUUGUUGUCGUUUUGGUAUUUUUCAAGAAAACCAAAGGCCUUUUACCCAUCUGAGAACUUUUUGUGUUUAUUUUACACUAUGUACUUUUAAAAAUCUGAUUAUACUGUGAGGUACUCAAUGUAAAUAUUCCUAAAAAGAGAAAUACCUAUAAAAGAAAAGAUAUUUUUCUACCAGAUUACUUUUUGUAAUCAAAAAAGAAAAAAUUGAUUUGUAUCAAGUUUACAAGAGGUCCAUGUGUCUUAGCCUGGGGAGAAUUCGCGGGUAAAGUGGAAUUGUGAAGGAAUCAAAAGGAAACAUGAUGAUGUUUUGAAAGUAUUUGCUACUGAUUGUGUUUUCUGGAUCUGCAAAUCCAUGUACUUGAAUAUUAAAGAGAGGAAAUGAAGAAAAAGUCAAUAAAAACAUUUUCA
This is a messenger RNA of Xiphias gladius (swordfish), 2728 nucleotides long. It is a transcript of the gene slc10a3, whose product is annotated as solute carrier family 10 member 3. Gene Ontology annotation, biological process: bile acid and bile salt transport. The record is from RefSeq and is a predicted model, not a curated record. NCBI's taxonomy places the organism in Eukaryota, Metazoa, Chordata, Actinopteri, Istiophoriformes, Xiphiidae. The transcript has a single exon. Gene Ontology annotation, cellular component: membrane. Gene Ontology annotation, molecular function: bile acid:sodium symporter activity. The coding region runs from base 746 to 2161 and encodes 471 amino acids.